Molecule: messenger RNA, 3455 nt
Organism: Manis javanica (Malayan pangolin)
Lineage: Eukaryota; Metazoa; Chordata; Mammalia; Pholidota; Manidae
Gene: TMEM209
Product: transmembrane protein 209
Cellular component (GO): membrane
Source: RefSeq, a predicted model, not a curated record
AUCUUUUUGCUUCCUGGACGCGGAGUCCACGCGGGCCUAGACGUGGAAGUUCCACGCCCGCUGAUCUGCCGAGGGUUCAGCCAAAGGGCGGUUGUAGCCAGGAGUCAUACCACCCGGAGUGGAAGGGAGGAAACAAACAAUAGGGCCUGCUAAUGUUUGUGCUGGAGGAGCCAGGGAGGGAAGCUCUGGGGACUAGGGAGUUUUGACUCUGGCUGGGUGGCGGGAAGGAUACAGCUCUGGACUCUAUGGGAUCCAACUCCAUGAAGCUGGAACAAGGCUUAACAUUUGAAAGAGAUGAGGCCUAGCAAAACAAAGGCAAUAUACAUUCCAUUGUGGACCAAAAAAAUGCACACUUACCCACUCGUCCUCAUCCCUUUACACCAUGCAAGGGGAGCCAAGCCCUAGUGCUUCCCUUAUUGACAGAACCAUCAAGAUGAGAAAGGAAACAGAAGCUAGGAAAGUGGUUUUAGCCUGGGGACUCCUAAAUGUAUCCAUAGCUGGAAUGAUAUAUACUGAAAUGACUGGAAAAUUGAUUAGUUCAUAUUAUAAUGUGACAUACUGGCCCCUCUGGUAUAUAGAGCUUGCCCUUGCAUCUCUCUUCAGCCUAAAUGCCUUAUUUGAUUUUUGGAGAUAUUUCAAAUAUACUGUGGCACCAACAAGUCUAGUUGUUAGCCCUGGACAGCAAACACUUUUAGGGUUGAAAACAGCUGUUGUACAGACUCCUGCACACGAUCUGGCAGCAACCCAAAUCCCUCCUUCUCCACCUUCUCCUUCAAUUCAGGGUCAGAGUGUAUUGAGUUACAGCCCAUCUCGUUCACCCAGUACCAGCCCCAAGUUCACUGCCAGCUGUAUAACGGGAUACAGCCCUCAGCUGCAAGGUCUGUCGUCAGGUGGCAGUGGUUCAUAUAGCCCUGGAGUGACCUACUCACCCGUCAGUGGUUAUAAUAAGUUGGCAAGCUAUAGUCCCUCUCCUUCUCCUCCAUACCCUACCACUGUUGGACCAGUGGAGGGCAGUGGAUUGAGAUCUCGCUACCGUUCUUCACCCACCGUCUACAACUCCCCUACUGACAAAGAAGACUACAUGACAGACCUACGAACUCUGGAUACUUUUCUUAGAAGUGAAGAAGAGAAACAGCAUAGAGUUAAGCUGGGGAGCCCAGAUUUGACCUCGCCUUCCACCAGUCCUACUUUCUGGAACUACAAUCGUUCUGUGGGGGAUUAUGCACAGACUUUAAAGAAGUUUCAGUAUCAGCUUGCCUGUAGGUCUCAAGCCCCAUGUGCUAACAAAGAUGAAGCCGAUCUCAGUUCUAAACAAGCUGCAGAGGAGGUUUGGGCAAGAGUGACUAUGAAUAGACAACUUCUUGAUCAUAUGGAUUCAUGGACAGCUAAGUUCAGAAAUUGGAUCAAUGAGACAGUAUUAGUGCCACUUGUGCAAGAGAUUGAGUCUGUCAGCACACAGAUGAGAAGAAUGGGCUGUCCAGAGCUACAAAUAGGAGAGGCUAGCAUUACUAGCUUGAAACAAGCUGCUCUGGUCAAAGCUCCUCUCAUUCCAACUCUGAAUACAAUCGUGCAGUAUCUAGACCUUACCCCAAAUCAGGAAUACUUGUUUGAAAGGAUCAAAGAACUUUCUCAAGGAGGCUGUAUGAGCUCGUUUCGAUGGAAUAGAGGUGGAGACUUCAAAGGACGCAAGUGGGAUACAGACCUGCCCACAGAUUCUGCUAUCAUCAUGCAUGUAUUUUGCACCUACCUGGAUUCCAGAUUACCUCCACAUCCUAAAUACCCUGACGGAAAGACAUUCACUUCUCAGCACUUUGUUCAGACUCCAAAUAAGCCAGAUGUGACAAAUGAGAAUGUGUUUUGCAUUUAUCAGAGUGCUGUUAACCCUCCACAUUAUGAGCUAAUCUACCAGCGUCAUGUCUACAGUCUUCCAAAGGGCCGAAAUAAUAUGUUUCAUACAUUGUUAAUGUUCCUCUACAUAAUAAAGACCAAAGAGUCAGGAAUGCUUGGGAGAGUUAAUUUUGGUCUAUCCGGUGUGAAUAUUCUGUGGAUUUUUGGCGAGUAGUGGGUCAUUUAAUUCCAAACAUUCAGACUUUCAUUUGACUGAACCAGAAGUUGAAUCUAAGCAUCUCUGAGUCAUUGUCUUUUUUUGAAGUAAGAUAAAUACAUAUAUGUUACAGAUUCUUCAACUUUAACUGAAAAAAUUGCUGUUAUGAAACUUAUGAGUGUCCUGUAUGUUCUACACCAAGACACUUACCUUUAAUUUUUUCAUUGAUUUCAGAUUUUCAGUUGCCUGCAAAACUGCAGCCCUUCAGAGUCUUGUUGACCCAGAACAGUGCAAUUCCCCCUUAGCUAAAUAAAUUUAAGAGUAACCCACAAAUGAGAAUCACCCACCUGAUUUUUCCACACAAGGAUUGUUUUCAGUCACAUUAUUUAGCAUAAAUACUUAAAAAGAAACAAGCAAAUUUAGUUUUUUUAUCAGGAUAUUUCCCCCAAUGUUCUGCAGAUUAGCCUAAGGCACAUAUUUAAAGAAAUGAGAUAAACAUCUAAGUAAUAAAUAAUUAGUCCAUGUGUAUAUUUAAAUAUUAUUGAAAGAGGUUUGACAGUACUGGCAUUUAAAAAUAAUCAACUGUUGGAUUAAGUUUAGCUGAUAGAAUCAAAUUAUUUGGGUCUUAGUUAAAAGGUUGAGGAGCUCAAGAGAACUACUUUGGUUUCAGUAACUUGAUUUCACUAUUCCCAAAAUGUUGUAUUAUUUUAAGAGUUCCCUUUAAGGUCAUAUGAUCUUAUGUGUUUAAAUUUUUUAGAUGUGGUUAAAAUAUCUGGAGAGUAAGAAGUUACUAAAUUUCUAAGUUUUGCUUGACUGUCCAUCUUUAUUUUCUUAAAUGUAUAUGUAGUAUCUCUAAAGCUAGCUAGUAAUUGGAUAUAUUUUCUGGAGUGACAUGGUAGAGACUGCUUCCGUCAUCUUAUGUAAACCUUGAAACAGCUGAAACCAGUGUCUUCUGAAUCACUGCAUGUCAGUAUUCUGUAUAUACAGCUGAUUUUAUAUUUGUAAAUUUUGUUUUUCAAAAAGUUGUCUCUGUUUUUUUAUAAGGCAGAUAUCCAAAGGAAAGGAAGUUUCUUUUAACUGCUUUUGAUGUAUAUUAAACAUGUUUGCUAUGAUAUUUUAGAAGAAAAUAUCAAUUAAACAUGUUAAAUAUAAGAACGUGGUGAAAUCUAAGUCCAUUUCAAAAGUUUUUGAAGGUGUUGUGAAACAAUUGCUAUGCUGUUAAGGUAUUCAGUUGAAUAUUUCUUAAAAGCAAUAAGAAACUUUUGCAACCACAUAGUUGGAGCUAGAGGGUAUUAUGCUCAGUGAAAUAAGUCAGGCAGAGAAAGACAAGUAUCAAAUGAUUUCACUCAUCUGUGGAGCAUAAGAACAAAGCAAAAAUUGAAGGAAUAAAACAGCAGCAGACUCAUAGAAC